Salvia splendens (bonfire salvia) is the source of this 2913-nucleotide messenger RNA. RefSeq names its product microtubule-associated protein 70-5. Gene Ontology annotation, biological process: cytoskeleton organization. Gene Ontology annotation, molecular function: microtubule binding. Bases 931 to 2652 code for a protein of 573 amino acids. The transcript is spliced from 12 exons. The record is from RefSeq and is a predicted model, not a curated record. NCBI's taxonomy places the organism in Eukaryota, Viridiplantae, Streptophyta, Magnoliopsida, Lamiales, Lamiaceae.
UUCCCUUUGUCGCCUCAUCAAAACAUACUGUAUUCCCUUUAACAAUUGCUGUAUGGCAAGUGUCCUCCACCUGUUUGAUUAUAUUCCUCUUAAAUUUUAUGCAUACUUCCAAGCAAAGAUCAUUAUGAUAUGGUGUUAAAAUCUUAAUACUUUUAAGCCACCUCAAUAUAGGGGAUUUAUGAUUGAUGAUAAGCAUCGUUUUGUCAAAUAUUAUUGUUACUAAUCAAAAUUUGAAUGAAUGAGCUGCCACUAAAGUGCUUAAUCAGCAUUUAUUUUAGGAGGGUUUUACGCUUAAGCAAUUGAAUUUCAUCCUAAACUAGUGCUUUCCCAUCAACUUUAGACCACAUUGAUUAAUUUUCUCAUUCUUGUCCUUUACAAUCAUCUUUAUGAUGAGUGAUGAGCCAUUUUUCAAAAGCUAACCAACGAUGUGUUUCAUUUUUGUCAUUUACACGCUUAGAAAUAUUUAUCCUUUAGGCGAAAAAAUCAAAGUGGAGUUGGUUAAUUGGUUUUAAUUAUUAUAGUUUCUUUGAGCAAAAUUUGAUCUUUCUUCAGAACAGAUGAAAAUACUACUAUAUGCCAUAUUAUUCUUCAGUUUCUUGAAACUAGAUGAAAAGGGAAAAAUAUGUAGAGGGAAAAAUAUGUAGUCGGAGUAUAUAAUGUGUGUUAGUUAAAAAUGUAACGGAUGAUGAUUGGAAAAGGAGGGAAAGAAGGGGUGAAUUUGCGGCCUUGAAAUUGUUACUUUCGGGAGUUUGCUUCAGAAGAGGGAAAUGGGAAAUCCAUUCCCUCUCUUUGCGGUCAAUUUCUUGCAAGAAUGGACUCUCUCUCUAUCUCUCUGUCUUUCUCAUUCAGGAGUAGGAGAAAGUAUUAAUUUUCUGACAUAUUCUUUUUGAGCAGCCAUUUGUUGCAAUAGAAAGACAUAGUCCAAGAAACAUGCCAGGCUUCCAAGUAUUCGGCGGUGAAGAUGUUUCCCUUCUUUCUCAUCCGGACCCUGUUGUGCUAGAGCUCAACAGAUUGCAGAAUCAACUCAAAGAGAAGGAGAGGGAACUGGGAAAAGCUCAAAGUGAAAUUCGAGCACUGAGAGCAACUGAAGCACUGAAGGAUAAGGCUUUGGAGGAGCUUGGAAGUGAAGUCAAAAGGUUGGAAGAGAACCUAAGAUUGAAUGGAAACCAUCUUCAGCAGAAGCGUCUUGACAUCAAGAAGCUCACAGAUGAAAAAAAAGAAGCACUGGCUGCACAAUAUGCAGCUGAAGCAACUCUUAGAAGAGUUUACGCCAAUCAAAAAGAUGAUGAUUCUAUUCCCAUCGAGUUAGUUAUUGCUCCUCUAGAGGCUGAACUGAAGAUUCAUAAGAACGAGGUUGCAGCAUUACAGGAGGAUAAGAGGGCUCUUGAACGUCUUACAAAAUCUAAAGAAGCAGCAUUGCUUGAAGCUGAGAAAAUACUGAGAAGUGCCCUGGAAAGAGCAUUGAUAGUCGAGGAGGUCCAAAAUCAAAAUUUUGAGCUUCGGAGGCAAAUUGAGAUAUGCCAGGAGGAGAAUAAAAUACUUGACAAGACAAAUAGAUAUAAGGUGUUAGAGGUUGAAAAGCUUAGCCAAACCAUUAAAGAACUCGAGGAGGCCAUACUUAAUGGUGGAGUAGCAGCCAACACCAUCCGUGAUUACAAACGACAGAUAUCUGAACUUAAUGAUGAGAAGAGGACUUUAGAAAGGGAACUUGCAAGAAUAAAAGUUUCAGCAAACCGAGUAGCAACAGUGGUGGCUAAUGAGUGGAAAGAUGAGAACGACAAAGUUAUGCCUGUUAAACAAUGGCUAGAAGAGAGGAGGCUGCUGCAGGCAGAGAUGCAGAAGUUAAAAGACAAAUUAGCAAUCUCAGAGAGAGCUGCCAAGGCAGAGGCGCAACUCAAGGAUAAGUUGAAGUUGAGGCUGAAGACAAUCGAAGAAGGCUUAAAGAAUGCAUCUUCGUUCUCUAUCAAUACUAACGGAUCCCACAAGGAUGCAAAGUCUAGCAACUUCUUCGGAAUCCUGUCAAGUAAUACCAGAGCAAAGAUGAGAUCCAUGUCACAACCUAGGGGAUCUACCAUCACUAAAAGCGCAAUGCAGAUGCUGGAUGAAAAACAGGCGGCGGUAAAUGCUGAAACGAAGCCCAUCAAUAGCUUGAAGAAGAAAAAUCCCAUAUCUGAAAGUUUGUCAAAAAAGAGUCUGUGGGCUUCUCGAAACAAGGUUACUGGCAAUAGUGGAAAGGAAAAUGCAGAGACGAACAAGAAUGCCAUGGUCAAUGACAAGAUACAGAAAAAAGACGAUGUUGUAGAAAUGGGAAACACAACAGGUAUAACCGGUUGCAACAAUGAUAUGAAAGGUUUGGAGAUAGCUGAUAUAGAUGGUGAAGAUAUGGUAUCGGGAGUUUUGUACGACAGGCUUCAGAAAGAAGUUAUACAUUUGAGGAAGUCCUCUGACUUGAAAGACCUGACUCUGCACUCUAAAGAUGAAGAAAUCAAGUUGCUUAUGAAGAAGGUCGAAACACUGGCUAGAGCCAUAGAAGUGGAGUCCAAAAAAAUAAAGAGAGAAGCAGCAAUAAGAGAGAAGGAUUCAGCAUUGGUAAAGCUGGAUGAGAAGAAAAGGAGCCCAAACUCAUCCAAAAGGUCUGUGAAUGCCUCUUGAAGAUACAUUUCUGGGAAUGAGGAAGUCUCUAGAACAAUAGACAUGGUUUGAAGAUCUGUGAUGUAAAUAGGCAGCUUCAUUUGCAUGAAUGCAAGACAGCAGAAAGAAUCUUAGAGCUGUGAAAUGGUGAGUGCUUAGCUACUAGCUAGGUUCAUGAAUUGUAGGGUGUGAUUCUUCCCAUAAUUUAUCUGAUUUUCCUGUAUAUAUUUGUACAAAACUAUUUUCCCCAGCAGAUCAUUCUAUAUACUAUUUGUUUAUUUA